AUGGCUUCUAUUAAAUUAUUACUAUUAUGGGGGGUCAUUUUAAAAAUGGCCGGUGCAGGAGACAUUAUAGAUACACUUUUUCCUGUUACUGAAUCGGACGUAAAAUUUUUCUUCUCCAAUCAAAACACUGAAAACAUAUUAGUGAACAUUUCGGAUCCUCAGGAUGUAGCGAAAACCGGUUUUUCCAAAGAAAAGGACUCCUUUUUUUGCGCCAACGCUCUCCUCGAAAGUCCUCUUAUUUCAGACUACUGCAAAGACAUUAGAAUACCGCUGUUGCUAAAUUACGACGUGAAUUACUUCCACAUCGACUGGAGACCCGUAUCUAACAACUUCUUCACGGCAUUUUCCAAAGUACCAGAAGUCAGCGAAAUAGUCAGCAGGAGCAUAUCCAACAUGGUCGAAACCAGCGGAUUAAAUCUAACCAAAAGUCAAAUCGUCGGAGGCUCCCUGGCCGCACAAUUGGCCGGAAAAACCGGACAAAACCUUGCCGGGAAAUUUUACCAAGUCAUCGGUCUCGAUCCCGCCCUUCCUGGUUUCGAAAAUACCGACUACAUUUCAAAGGAUUCGGGACAAUUCGUCCAAAUUAUUCACACGGGUGGCGGUAGUAACAGAAUUGGCCAAAUAAAACCGCUCGGACACGCCGAUUACUACGCGAAUGGGGGAAAGAAACAGCCCGGAUGCGAUUUGGAAUUAACCGGACUUUGCUCGCAUAUACGGGUCAUUCCGCUUUACAUAAAAACCUUAUUAAACAGUACCCAAUUCCUGGCGACUAGUUGCGAUUCAGAGGAAAAUUACAAUAAUGGAACCUGCAGAAAUAACAACAUGUCUUAUGUUGGAGGGUAUAUGGUCGAUAGAAAUGAAAAAAUAUUGGUGAACAUUUCGGAUCCGCAGGAUGUAGCGAAAACCGGCUUUUCCAAAGAAAAGGACUCGUUUUUCUGCGCCAACGCCUUCAUGGAGUUCCCGCAUUUGAUAGACUCUUGUGAAGACAUUAGAAAACCGCUGUUGCUUAAAUACGACGUGAAUUACUUCCACAUCGACUGGAGAUCCGUAUCCAACAACAUUUUCACAGCACUUUCCAAACUACCAAGAGUCAGCGAAGUACUCAGCAGGAGAAUAUCCAACAUGAUCGAAACCAGCGGAUUAGAUCUCAGCAGAAGUCAAAUCGUCGGAGCAUCCCUAGGCGCCCAAUUGAUCGGGAAAUUAGGAAGAAACCUCGACGGGAAAUUCUACCAAGUCAUCGGUCUCGAUCCCGCGGGUGUUGGAUUUAAAAAUAACCAUUACUUAUCCAAGGAUUCUGGUCAAUUUGUGCAAAUUAUCCACACGGGCGGCGGUAGAAACAGAUUGGGAAUACUAUUUAAUUUACUCUUCCCCAUCACCGAUUCGUCCAUAAAAUUCUACUUCUACAACCAGAACGACACCAACAGCACCACUCCAAUCGACAUUUCCGAUCCCGACGAAGUGUCCACAACCGGCUUCUCCAAUACGAAAGACACCUUCUUCUGCAUUCACGGCUUCAACGAGAAAUCCUUCGAUCCGCACAACUCCUGCCAGAAGAUCAAGAAGACGGUGCUCGCCUCGCACGACAUCAAUUUCAUCAUGAUCGACUGGAGCGGCCUCAACGGCAGCCUCCUCUACACCCACCUGGUGGACAACGCCUUGAAAAUCGCCCGAAUCAUCGCCGGGAAGAUCCUCGACAUGGUCGAUACCAGCGAAUUGAACCUGAACCGAAGCCAAAUCGUCGGCGCUUCGCUUGGCGGGCAACUGGCCGGAGCCGUUGGCACCGCUCUCGAUGGAAGCUUCUACCAAGUUAUCGGUCUCGAUCCCGCCGGUGUACUCUUCUUCAGCUUCGACAUGAAGUACCGCUUGUCGCAGGAAUCGGGGCAAUUCGUGCAAGUGAUCCACACGAACGGAGGGUACAUCGGGUAUUAUGAUCCUCUGGGGCACGCUGAUUAUUACGCGAACGGCGGUCAGAAACAGCCACGAUGCGGAUUCGAUCGGCUAGGAUUCGGCGGAUGCUCUCACACCAGAGCCGUGGAUAUUUACUUGGACACUUUGAUCAACGGGACGGAAUUCUUGGCGCUACGGUGCGAUUCCCAGCAGGAUUACGAUGCCGGUCGGUGCAAGGAUAAUGGUAAAUCGUACGUUGGAGGAUAUCUUGUCGAUAGGAACGCAAGUGGAAAAUACUUCUUUACUGAUAACAUGUCUUAG
Messenger RNA from Phyllotreta striolata, 2208 nucleotides. NCBI's taxonomy places the organism in Eukaryota, Metazoa, Arthropoda, Insecta, Coleoptera, Chrysomelidae. The record is from the annotation of a GenBank genome assembly.